CCUAAUAUAGCUUAGACAACUCAGUCCCCUCCAACCCCACGAUUAUCUUUGUAUCUUUCACUCGUACAAAGAUACGAUCACUUGACUGUAUAAGAGUAUAAAUUCGAAAAAAAAAAAACAUAAAAACAUAAGAAAAAAAGAAAAAGGAAAGGCUAUUAGUUAUUCCACUCGAAAUGACCACGACGAAAGAAGGAGUAAACCCACUCCGUCCUUAUUAUAUUCCACCUUCCAUAGGAGAGCAAACUGGAAAGCUCCCAUCACAACCGAAUCCUUUCUCCCAAGCAAAUACGACGACAGCUUCGGCGUCAAGCAAAUACGCAUCCAGAGCCCGCGAUAUCUUCCCCGAUAUAGACUACAAGGAUCACCUUGAAGACAUAUCGCCGUCUACCAUACAAUCGGUUAAGAGCUUAGUAGACGAGUUAUUAUGGAAGUACACGUCGGUAAUGAUGGCUCAACCCUUCGAGGUAGCCAAGACAAUUCUUCAAGUGAGGAGUCAAGAUGACCUGGGAGGAUUAAAUACCAAACCGUCCUCGAAACCCGCGCCGAGGCCUGUCAGCCCAGAUCUUUCUAGUCUGAGUCUUCCUAGCCCGAAUAUCAUCGCUCCCAAGCGUUCGGUAUGGGACGAGGGCGGCGAGUCCGACUCCGACCCGGAAGGUUCCUCAUAUUUCACUACUAACAACCCAUAUACGCCUACGUCCUCCUCCAAGUCAACCAAAAGGAGAGAUUCAUCCCCGGCGGAACCCGCCAAAUCGCCUGUUAGACCCGUAGUCCUUCCACAUCAGCUUGCCCUGAAGCGACCCGACUCGAUAUUUGACGUGCUAUCGCAAUUAUGGUCCAAGGAGUCGAUCUGGGGGGUCUGGAAAGGAACAAAUGCCACAUUCCUCUAUACUGUACUGCAGUCACUGUUGGAGAACUGGUCGCGCAGCCUGCUGAGCGCGCUGUUGAACGUUCCGGACCUGGGACUUAAGGACGACGUUGACAGGCUAGUCGACGUUGCUUCGCCAUACCCUUGGGUUUCGUUAUGCGUUGCCGCUGCCGCCGCUGUUGCAACAGGCCUCAUACUAUCCCCUCUUGAUCUCGUCCGGACGAGAUUGAUCGUCACAUCUACCGGGCGCGCCCCGCGGCGGACCCUAGCAACCCUACGCUCCUUACCUUCGUGGCUAUGCCCAUCGUCUCUGAUAGCACCCACUGUUCUCAAUUCUCUCGUCCAUCCGCUCCUCACACUAUCUACACCCCUCGUACUACGGACCCAAUUCCUAAUUGAUCGGGAGCAGUCCCCUAUGACUUUCUCCGUGGCCAAGUUUUGCACCUCGGCCGCGUCUCUAUUUAUCAAACUACCGUUGGAGACGGUACUUCGCCGCGGUCAGGUGGCGGUGCUGUCGGAGCCCACGUAUCUAGAAGCUCUCGACCAAACAGACAAGUUGGAAACGAUUGUAACCCCGGGGCCGUAUAGAGGGGUAUUCGGUACGAUGUACUCGAUUGCUACCGAAGAGGGCUCAAGAGCAGUGUACGCGGUACCAACUAAGGCUUCGUCCCGCGGCAGAAAAGCGAAGCAGCAACCGCCCAAGACUGCUGCCGAGGUGGUAUACAAGAAGGGCCAGGGUCUAGACGGCCUCUGGAGAGGCUGGAAAGUCAGCUGGUGGGGCCUCGUAGGGCUCUGGACGGCCGGAGUGGCCGGAGGUGGCGGAGAAGGAGAGUUCUAAGCAACUCUAGUAUGAAACUCCUUGAAAUUCCAAUCAUAUGACGAUCCGUCAGCAACGGAUGAAAAAUAACUGGGAGUCGAGCGGAGCUGAGUUAUUCGAUGCUGGAUUUCCCAUAUCUCUUUUUUCCAACUCUGCAUUGAUUUUUUUUAUGUUCGAGGAGAGAAACAAAAACAAAGUAGUAGAGCAAAAGCGCCUCACGAGAUAUGGCAUGAUUCCCCUUUAUACCUCUAACGUAACGCAACAUAACGCAACGUAUGGACUUGAUUCUUUAUUGGUUGCGCAUGGUCUUGUACAUAGGCGUUCUUUCGAUUGUAGAAAGUUAAUAUUAUCUACUCUCAACUUUGAUACCAGGAAUCUUCUUUUUUCCUUUAUUCUAGUAUAUUAUGGAGUGCAAUGGAAACUAAUUGCUAGAAUAUUCCUAGGUUAGGAGGUAUCUUAUACCAUAUAUUGGUCUUUCGAAAUAAAGGCUCAAUAUGAUUUCAGUUGCUAGUCAGGUAUAAGUAUAUACCUACCUCCUAGGCAGCUUAUUUAGACUUGAUUUGCCAUAUCCUUUGUCGUUUACGCUAGUUUUAAAAGGUGCCUAAAAUAUGAUUCAGCAUAUUGUUGGCCUGGGGAACAGUGCACGG
Messenger RNA from Daldinia caldariorum, 2329 nucleotides. Its product is annotated as mitochondrial carrier. The record is from RefSeq and is a predicted model, not a curated record. The transcript is spliced from 2 exons. The coding region runs from base 174 to 1703 and encodes 509 amino acids. NCBI's taxonomy places the organism in Eukaryota, Fungi, Ascomycota, Sordariomycetes, Xylariales, Hypoxylaceae.